Myxocyprinus asiaticus (Chinese sucker) is the source of this 438-nucleotide messenger RNA. Its product is annotated as phosphatidylethanolamine-binding protein 4-like. The transcript has 6 exons. The record is from RefSeq and is a predicted model, not a curated record. Bases 1 to 438 code for a protein of 145 amino acids. NCBI's taxonomy places the organism in Eukaryota, Metazoa, Chordata, Actinopteri, Cypriniformes, Catostomidae.
AUGGCGGAAAACAGGGGAGGGAUAAAGGUGAUCUACCCUGAUCUGGUUGUUGACAAAUGCUUGAUCGUCCCUCAGAGGGUCAGAGAGGAGAUCAGUAAGGAAUGGGGACCGCCAAAAGUGCAACUGCCAAGUGCUGAUGAGGAGAAGACAUACACUCUCUUAAUGGUGGACCCAGAUGCUCCCAGUCGUGAGAAACCCUCUCGUGCCUUCUGGAGACACUGGUUAUUGGUUGACAUUAAGGGGGAAGCACUAAAGAGAGAAGAUAUGAGAGCUACUGAACUAUCUGUUGAGUCUCAACCGACAACCCCUCAAGGCACUGGGCUCCAUCGAUACCAGUUCCUUGUAUUUGAGCAGCCUGAAGGCCAGACCCUCUCUCUAAGCCCACAGGAGGAAAGCUCAUUGGGUAAUCACGCAAACUCAACAAAGACACAUAAUUAG